AGUGAAAGGCUUGGAGGCAUCACACACUCUCUCUCUCUCUCUCUCUCUCUGUCACAGUCUCCUUUUCUCUUUGUUUUAGCUCACUAACCCCAUCUCUCUCUUGCCCUGAAAUAGAGGAAGCAGAGAUGCCCAUUGAAGUGUAAUGUCUACCCACCGCUUCUGAGCCCCUCUCUCUCUCUCUCUCUCUUCUUCAAAGACUGAACCUUGUUGGGUCUUAAAACUUUCUCUCUGCUCAGAGAGACUUGGACCCAAUUGUUUUCUCUCAUUGUCUCCCUGUGUUUUUCGCUUGGAAAAAAGUCCCAAAAAGAAAGAACAGAGACAACGCUUUUCUCGAGCUCUUGUAAUUCACCCUCUCUGUUUCUUAGAUCUAUUUGCGACCCUUUUCUCUCUUUCCAUUGUUGUAGCCUUGUGUUUGUUGCAUUUGAGUUGCAGCUAUGAGUAAAGAAGAGUUCUUGAAGAUCCAGAAAUGUGUUCUCAAAGUGAACAUACACUGUGAUGGUUGCAAGCAGAAAGUGAAGAAAAUCUUACAGAAAAUUGAUGGAGUUUUCACCACCGACAUAGAUGCAGAGCAGGGGAAGGUGACUGUCUCAGGAAAUGUAGACCCUUCCAUUCUCAUUAAGAAGCUUGCAAAAUCUGGCAAACAUGCAGAGCUCUGGGGUGCUCCAAAGGCUAAUAACAACAACAACCAGAGCCACAUGGCCAAUCAGCUCAAAAACAUGCAAAUCGACAAUGGCAAAGGUGGAAACAACAAAGCCCAGAAGGGUGGUGGUGGAAACAACCAGCCCAAGGGUGGUGGUGGCAACAACCAGCCCAAGGGUGGUCAACCAGGCCAACAACAGCAGCAGCAACAGCAGCAACUUCAGCAACAGCAGCAACUUCAGCAGCAGCAGCAGCAGCAACAUCUUCAGCAACUUAAGCAGCUUCAGCAGCUUCAGCAAAUGAAAGGGUUCCAAGAUCUGAACCUCCCCCAAUUGAAGGGCAUGCAAAUGCCUCCUUUCAAGGGCCCAGACCCAAACCCCAACCAGAAGGCUGUGAAAUUCAACUUGCGUGAGGAUGAGGAUUUGAGUGAUGAUGAUUAUGAUGACCUUGAUGAUGAGGACUAUGAUGAUGAGGACUAUGAUGAUGAGUUUGAUGAUGACAUGGAUGACCCCCAUCAUCCUCUCAAUAAGAUGAAACCUGUGAUGGGUAAUGGUAAGGUGCCUAAUAUGAUGGCGAUGAUGAAUGGGAACCUUCCACAGAUGAUGAAUAUGAAUGCUGCCCAAAAGGGUGGGAAUGGUGGUCAAAAUGGAGGUGGCGGUGGGGGUGGGGGUGGGGGUAAUGGGAAAAAGGGUGGUGGUGGGCCUGUGCCUGUUCAGGUGAAUAUGGGUGGUGGGAACAAUGAGGGUAAAAAUGGAGGAGGAAAGAAGGGUGGUGGUGGAGGAGAUCACAAUCAAAAUCAAGGUGGUGGAGGUGGAAAAAAUGGAGGCAAAAAUGGGGGAUUUCCCUCAGAUGGUAAAAAUGGUGGUGGAGCAAUUAACAAGGGUGGUCCUAAUGCAAACAUCAAUAACGCCAAUGGGGGCAAAAAGGGGGGCGGUGGAGGCGGAGGCGGUGGCGGUGGAGGAAUGAGUGAAGCUCAAGCUAUGAGCAAUGCUUUUCACAGCAUGGGUGGGCGCCCCCAGGGCAUGCCUGGAGGAGGUAAUAUGGGUCAGGUGGCCAACAUGAACAACAUGGCAAUGGGGCCAAUGGGUGGCAUGCCAAUGAGCCAAAUGGGCAACAUUCCAGCUGUUCAAGGCCUGCCGGCAGCACCGAUGAAUGGUGGCGGUGGCGGAGGCGGGGCCGGCUACUUCCAAGGAGCUGGGCCCGAGGCCAUGCCUGGAAACCCCUUCCAGCAACAACAAUACUUGCAAGCUGUGAUGAACCAGCAAAGGGCAAUGGGCAAUGAGAGGUUUUCGCCUAUGGUGUAUGCUAGGCCUCCACCAGCUGUGAAUUACAUGCCAGCUGGCCCACCACCCCCAUACUAUCCAUACCCUCCUCCUCCACCAGCUGGUGAAUACACUCACUUCUUUAGUGAUGAGAACACCUCAAGUUGCAAUGUGAUGUGAAAAAAAUUGACUGAAAAUUGGUGCUGCCUGCUGCUGAUUUGGGUUAAUUAAUUUGCUGAGUUUGUGGUGGUUCAGUUCAUAGUUCCAAGGACUAGAAAUCUGGUGCCAUAUUAUACAUGGAAAUGGUUUUUUCUUCUUUUUAGUUUUAAUUCCUCUCUCCUUAUUUUUUUCAUCUUCAUCUUACUUUUUAUCCUGAGUCCAUUAGGAUUUUAAUUAUCAAUAGGGAGAGUAUUUAUAGAUAAUAUAUUUAAAGUUGUUAGGGCAACAGAUGGGAUGUAAGUGGAGGAGAUGAGAUUGUGUGCCCUCUCUGGGCUUCUCUCUCUUUUUUAUGAGAUGUUUAUAUGUGUUCAUAAGUUUCAAACAAAAAUAAUAUCAAAGAGAAUCCCUCUGCCCAUUUCUCUCCCUUAA
Prunus persica (peach) is the source of this 2489-nucleotide messenger RNA. RefSeq names its product heavy metal-associated isoprenylated plant protein 32. Bases 435 to 2081 code for a protein of 548 amino acids. The transcript is spliced from 3 exons. Gene Ontology annotation, molecular function: metal ion binding. NCBI's taxonomy places the organism in Eukaryota, Viridiplantae, Streptophyta, Magnoliopsida, Rosales, Rosaceae. The record is from RefSeq and is a predicted model, not a curated record.